AUGGGCUCGCGCAUUCCCCCGCCUGCCCGCUUCCGGCGCACAGAGGUGCAGAGCGGCAUCCAGCUCGCGCCGCUCGCGUCGUUCCUCACCAGUCUCACCACCGCGUCGCACCUUGUCAAGCUGGGUGACAUCCUCGACCGAUACCGCACACCCACCAGCUACCAUCGCGUAGACAUAAGGGUGGUCGAUACCUCAGACUUGCCGCCGAGUCCUGGAUGCAUCGAAUCUGCAGAGGAUACCGACAAGCUCGAGCGAUGGCGCCUCGAACGCGGUUCCCCCAUCAUUCAGGACGACGAACCUCCAGAAGUCACCAACGGCGGUGCCGAUCAGCCCAGCUCCAGUGGCGAAGCCAAAGAUGGUGCCGCAGAGGCUGCUACCGGCAGCGGCGAUGUCGUGGAGUUGCAGCAAGACGGUGGGAACGAUGAAGCGCCCGCCCCUCAGCUCCCGCCGCCCAGUGAUGUGCCCUCGCUGAGCACACCCGACGAGCCCAGUGCCAGUGGUGGUGCCAAGGAUGGUGCCGCAGAGGCUAAUUCUGGGGGCGGCGAUAUCGUGGAACUGCAGCAGGGUGGUGGGAACGAGGAAGACUCCACCCUCCCUCCAGGCUGUGGUGAUGCUUCCCAGGGGCACACAGUCGACAAUCAAGCACUCGGCGACCAACCGACUCUCGACGACCAACCCACACUCGAUACCUUACCGCCCACACUCGACACCUUGCCCCCCACCCUCGCUGGGACCGAGACUGCAGCAUCUACUAUUCCUGCUUCUGCACCCGAUCAUGCCGUCACCGACGAACCCCUAGCUGUCCUCCCGACCUCUUCUCCCACCGCAAGCACCUUGGCCGCCAUCCCCCUCUCCCGAGGCGCGUCGGGAGCACAGACACUUGUUUCGCUCAGCCAAGGCGCCAACCUCGUCCCCGUGACACCAGACGCCGUACCUUUACCAGAUCCAGAGCAAGUGCUGUCUGCGGCGACUCAGAUGGGCGCGGCGGGCAGCCUGUUCACAUCCGUUUUGGAGGACGCAGCCGACCACACUCCCGAUCAGUCGCGCCGCGCGAGCGUGGCCGAAGAUCCAGCACCCACGGGCCAGGCCGGAGGAGUGGAUCUCAUGGCCCCACCAGUGGGUCCCCCUGAUGACAUGAUGCCUGCCACGCUUGAGCAAGCGACGACGCUUCCGGAGUCGACAGAGGACAGUGCUGCGCCACCCAACUUCCCUCCAAUGGACGGCGAUGGGGGCCUUCCAGUCACUGCCGACCUCAUCGCGUUUGCCAUUGGCACCGUUUCGAUGAUGGCAAAUGGUACUGACCAGGAUAGCGACUAUCGUGAUCCCGGCGCACCACGACCUUCAUCCCGCUCGCCUUCGCCCGGUACGACUUGGCACCCUCCUCCCCCUGGCGGCUCGGCCCAACUCAAGCGCGAAAUGCGUAUCGACCUGCGCACCCUCGACCCAGCGGCCCUCUUUGCACUCGAGUUAUGGCGUCGAGAAGAACUGGGUCUUGAGCCUCUCGACUUGCUCGUCCCAGAGAGCAAGUGGUACGCCCAGCCUGAGCCUUCCCCGCCUCCAAAGAAGAAGAGGGGACGUCCCAGGAAGAGUGAUGUUCCCACGCAAGGUCCCGCGGCCGACAACACUGCUGCUUCCACUGCGGCUACACCCCAGGGAACAGAACAACCGACGACCAACGGUGACGGCGCUGCUGUCGCGACAGAAGUGAUCAACGUCGCGUCCUCGCCAUCUGAACCGCGCAACCCAUCACCUGACAUCAUCCUACCUGAUGGCUUUGACGGUGACGCUGCCAUGGAUGCCGACUUUGAACCGCCAAAAGAAUCUGCACCUCGAGGUCGACCCAGGGGUCGUGGACGUGGGCGUGGUCGCGGUCGUGGAAGUCGCAUGUCCGUCGGGGACAGGCAAACUAUCCAGGCCGAUCGGGAGAACAGCCAGGGAGAUGUUGUGGCUCAAGAAGAAGUGGCCAGCCCCCUGCCGGAGAGUAACGUCCAGCCUGAGAUUAUCAUUUUCGACGAGUCGCCUGCACGCUCGUCGCGGCGCAGCUCUCGAGCUAGGACCCUUGAGAUCCGGGGCCAGCGUGCGUCCAAGGCUAUAUCCGUCGACGACGACCUGGAGUCGAUCUCAUCACCCCCGCCGCGAUCAUCACCCCCGCCACGAUCGUCCCGACGCAGCCUCUUGGUUGUGUCUCCUCAGCCUCCUUCCCCGCGACUCAGCCAUGUCGAUGGUGCGUUGGAUAUGGCUAUCUCACCGCCCACUGCCACCACGCCUUCCGUCCAAGCCCUCACCACCAACGGCAGUCGACUCCCGUCUUCGGCCCGGCGCCCGAUGUUUGCACGCAAGGUCACAGGCGGAAAAGCCCCAAUGCUCCGUCCUGCUCUACCACCGGCACGACUGUUGAGGAGGACAACUGGCGAACCUUCCGCAAGUCCAUCCUCGACUGAUCCUCAGCUGCAGGCCCAUCGGUCGAUAGUGACCCACCAACCCCCGCUUUUCGACCCGGCGGAAUCCAGUGCAGGCCCAUCGAGGAGAAGCCGUAGUGGCUCGUUUGAGAUUGUGUCAGAGCCCAGCCAAUCUCUCGAGUCCUCUCAGCAGCGCCGGGGGCCCAGGCGCUUCACCGAGCUGGACAUUAGCCCCGAACCCUCUCCUGACUUGAUGGAGCCACUGCCCUCUUCUUCGCCGCCCAAGCACCGUCGUAGCGGCUCGCCGUUUGUGCUCAUGCCUGAGUCUGAACCGCUGGUUAUUACACGACGGUCGACAAAGCGACGCCGUGAGGCCACGGCAUCCGAGUCCAUGGAGCCCGAACCGCUCAUUGUUGAGCCCAGGCGGCGACAGCGCCAAGGUUCGCUGUUCGCCCCCAUGCACUUUGUGCCUCUGGAGCCUCUCGUGCGUCGACGCAAGCAGGGCCCAGAACCAACUCCCCAUAAGGAUGCUCCCAGUCGCCCUCGCGCACGCAAGCGUCUACUCACUACCGAGGAGCCAGACUUUGAGAUUCUAUCAGCGCCACCCCGUCGGUCGAAACGUCCUCUCUCGUUGUCGCCUGAGGCUGAAACGGACAAGUACGUCCUUCCCAAAGGUUACACCGCGUGCAGUCCCCGACAGUUCCUUGACCAUGUCGAGAUCCCGCACACUCGACCCAAACCUCGCGUCGUCCCCGCUGCGGCUGUCCCUGCGCCGGCGCCCACUCCAGCUCCUCCUGCCUCCAGAUCCCAACCCAACACGUCCAGGCCGGCAAAGACGCUCAAAAGGCCCCGGCAAUCCAUGCCUGCCGUCCUCUCCUCUGCCAAGAGGGUCAAGCGCGCCAGGAUCCAGUUCCAGAUCGCCACGCCUGCUGUCAAGCCCGAGCCCGCGUCGUCUCCUGUGCAGAGGGUGCUCGUGCUGUCGCCGCAGAGGACCAUUCCGUCCCCGCCCAGUCCGCCGAGGCGCCGGCUGGCGGUGGACGAGGAUGACGAGUGGGCAGACUUUAAAGGGUGGUGA
Molecule: messenger RNA, 3474 nt
Organism: Apiotrichum porosum
Lineage: Eukaryota; Fungi; Basidiomycota; Tremellomycetes; Trichosporonales; Trichosporonaceae
Exons: 1
Coding region: 1-3474 (1157 amino acids)
Source: RefSeq, a predicted model, not a curated record